Messenger RNA from Pleurotus ostreatus (oyster mushroom), 1533 nucleotides. RefSeq lists its product as uncharacterized. The coding region runs from base 1 to 1533 and encodes 510 amino acids. The record is from RefSeq and is a predicted model, not a curated record. The transcript is spliced from 7 exons. Lineage: Eukaryota; Fungi; Basidiomycota; Agaricomycetes; Agaricales; Pleurotaceae.
AUGGACUCGCCAGCAGACGGAGAGAGAUUCUUGUCUGAAGUCCUUUCCAAGCUCUCGCAAAGCAUAGCGGAGGGGGCGCGGUGGAAGCAGGAAAUCGCGGCAUUACGGCGCGAGCGCGAUGAACACGAAGCGCAAGCACGCGUUUUUGUCGAGCAUGCGGCUACUCUUAUGGGAACGCGUCCUGCUGAGGAAAAGACACCAAAGAGUCCGUGCAUCUUGGUCAACAAGCUCUUGUCUGACGAGCUCGGGGUUGUCAAGACGGACGUGAAGACAUUGCAGGAUCAAAGUGAUCUGCUUCGACUAGAGAUUGACGCUGUCCGGAAGGAGAACGUGGAGAGGACUGCUGAAAUCAAGAGUCGUGAUAAUAGCAUUCAGUCAUUGCGACGACAACUGGACGAAGCCCAGCGGCUACUACGAAUGGCGGAAAUUUCGAAUGAGAUGCUAGGCAAGGCUUCUGAUGACAUGGUUGGGUCCAUAAAGAAGCUUGAGGAAGAGAAGGCUGCGCUGCAAGAGGAGAACCAAAAGUUGAAGGAAGACAGCCGACUUCUGCGUACUAAAGAAGAGAAGAGAGCGUUGUUUCAGUCGACAUUAGAAAACCUGCAGACUAGCGUUCGCAAGCUUCCCCAAACUCACUUUGGCUCGACACUCGCGGGGUCUGCAGAGAACGCAGACCGGAAGUUGUCCCCUCGUCGGUCUGCGCCAGUAAUUUCGAAAGAGCCUUCGGAAGAUCCCGUUUCUUUCGCGGACUUAAGGGGAACUUAUAAUCAAUCCGUCUACGUUUCCUCGAUCCCCAAGACGCGUCGGGCGAAGUUUGAUUCGUUCCCCAGCGUGGUCAUAGAUGAUGACUGUAACAACUCUGCAUUGUUUUCGCGUAAAUUCCUUGCGGAGCACAUAGGUGGCAGCUGCCAACCGCUUGUCGUAAGGAUAACGAAUAGCCACAAAGAAAUCGCGAGAAGGUUGAACAUAAACUCGUUCCUAUGCCCGAACUUGGAUCUGAAUCCCUGGUGUCCCAUGGUACCGGGCGACCACGGUUAUAUGUUUGUGGGACUAGGGACAGAGAAGAAUAUUUUCGAGAUGCCUGAAACCCAUCAACUUUUUGUUGGGUUCGAAGGGCCGAAGAGGCAGAAGCUUUUCAGAUACAUGGGCGUAUACAAGGUCUCCAGGAGCGAUCCACUCCCCAUACAAGAAUGGAAUGUGCUCACCAAUCAUGUACGUAUUCUCCGCCACUUCUGUCAUACUCAUAUCCAAGCGGGCACCCAGGUCAAGGACGGAUAUGCCUCGUUGACGAAAACACGGACCUCAGAUUCGCGGGAUAUAGAAGCAAUACGCGCCGACUACGACAACGGGAAACUUGAAGUUCCUUGUGUCCUCCUCCAGUGCAUCGAUUACAACGACGAACUAGCAAGAUCCCUCUCUCAGAGGGUCAAAGUCACCAAGGUACUCUCGCCGACGAAACGACCGCGUGAGGAUGACGAACACGUACCCUCUAGAAAGCGUCGCUUAUCUUCAAAUCCCGGUGUCAUCAACGGAUGA